Coregonus sp. 'balchen' is the source of this 18294-nucleotide messenger RNA. NCBI's taxonomy places the organism in Eukaryota, Metazoa, Chordata, Actinopteri, Salmoniformes, Salmonidae. The record is from the annotation of a GenBank genome assembly.
AUGUCUCCCUUGGAGGAAUGGGUAAAGCGGAGUAGAAUAGAGGGGAAAUAAACUAGCUGUGUGUGAUAUAACCUUUUCAUUUGAGCUCAACUAAGCAGUUAUUGUGUCAGGAUCUCAUUUCAUGGACAUUUUAUGACGAUAACUAUAUAUAUAUAUAUAUAUAUAUAUGUAUGUGUGUAUAUGUGUGUCAAACUUCAGAUACUUAUCUGUACCGCCUUCAUUGUCAUAUGAAUGACAACACAGAAUGCGCCUCUGAAGUUACCCUCGUGUCCAUUUGUUGUUUGUUAGGAGGGACGCAGUGAAGGUUUGGUGUUUCUGGGAGGGAGAUGGACAUUCCAUUCCACCUUGAGCCACCACACUGGUCUCUUCUAAAAUCUCUUCCUUGCCCCAUCUCCCAUUCCCUUCACCUGUCCAUCUUCAUGAGAAGUGAUCUUAUGUGUUUGGAGUGAUUGUGCCAAUUUGCAGAUGAGGCCAUGAUUGAUGGUUCCAUGGAUAGGCCUAGCAGCCAUGGCAGGUGUAUACCUCACUCACACACUGAUUAGCACCUAGAUACAAACAUGCUUAUUACCCUUAUGUGGAAUGUAUCGCCUGUUAAGGAAGUACUUAACCUAACAUAGCGGGCGUAAAAUGAAUGCCUGAAACUAGAUCCCCUACAUACUGGUCUUGGGGGGAAAAAGCUGUCGCGUCAUAUGCUUUUUAAAAAAUUUCCCCUGAAAACCGGAGGCUAGGAAGUACUAGUGGUGUAACACAUAAUAGGGUAGUUAUUGCAUUGGAUGGAUCUGAGAUACAUGGUUGUAAUUGCAGUGGAUGGAUCUGAGAUACAGGGUUGUUAUUGCAUUGGAUGGAUCUGAGAUACAGGGUCGUUAUUGGAUGGACCUGAGAUACAGGGUCGUUAUUCGAUGGAUCUAAGAUACAGGGUCGUUAUUGGAUGGAUCUGAGAUACAGGGUCAUUAUUGGAUGGAUCUGAGAUACAGGGUCGUUUUUGCAAUGGAUGGAUCUGAGAUUCAGGGUUGUUAUUGCAUCGGAUGGGCAGGGUUGUUAUUGCAUUGGAUGGGCAGGGUUGUUAUUGCAUUGGAUGGGCAGGGUUGUUAUUGUAUUUGACGGAUCUGAGAUACAGGGUCGUUAUUGCAUUGGACGGAUCUAAGAUACAGGGUUGUUAUUGCAUUGGAUGGAUCUGAGAUACAGGGUUGUUAUUGCAUUGGAUGGAUUUGAGAUACAGGGUUGUUAUUGCAUUGAAUGGAUCUAAGAUACAUUGUAGCCUUUGCAGAUAUUAAUACAAGCUGCAUUUGGCCACAAGUGAAGUAGUUACAGAACAGGUUGUAAGUAGCCCUAAGGAAGUCAUCCGACAGCUUUGAGAGAGGCCCAUUUCAACGGUUUUUAUUUGGUCUUUAGCAAAUACUCUCGAGGCCUCCAUAAUUAGUCACGUAACACAGUGUGUUGUGUGUGUGAACUGGAAUGGCCUGACUGUCCCACUCACCUCACUACUAUAGAAUAGUCUGACAGAUUUUUUGGGCAAAUGGGUACGAAGGCACCUACAGUGGGGAGAGCAAGUAUUUGAUACACUGCUGAUUUUGCAGGUUUUCCUACUUACAAAGCAUGUAGAGGUCUGUAAUUUUUAUCAUAGGUAUACUUCAACUGUGAGAGAUGGAAUCUAAAACAAAAAUCCAGAAAAUCACAUUGUAUGAUUUUUAAGUAAUUAAUUUGCAUUUUAUUGCAUGACAUACGUAUUUGAUACAUCAGAAAAGCAGAACUUAAUAUUUGGUACAGAAACCUUUGUUUGCAAUUACAGAGAUCAUACGUUUCCUGUAGGUCUUGACCAGGUUUGCACACACUGCAGCAAGGAUUUUGGCCCACUCCUCCAUACAGACCUUCUCCAGAUCCUUCAGGUUUCGGGGCUGUCGCUGGGCAAUACGGACUUUCAGCUCCCUCCAAAGAUUUUCUAUUGGGUUCAGGUCUGGAGACUGGCUAGGCCACUCCAGGACCUUGAGAUGCUUCUUACGGAGCCACUCCUUAGUUGCCCUAGCUGUGUGUUUCGGGUUGUUGUCAUGUUGGAAGACCCAGCCACGACCCAUCUUCAAUGCUCUUACUGAGGGAAGGAGGUUGUUGGCCAAGAUCUCGCGAUACAUGGCCCCAUCCAUCCUCCCCUCAAUACGGUGCAGUCGUCCUGUCCCCUUUGCAGAAAAGCAUCCCCAAAGAAUGAUGUUUCCACCUCCAUGCUUCACGGUUGGGAUGGUGUUCUUGGGGUUGUACUCAUCCUUCUUCUUCCUCCAAACACGGCGAGUGGAGUUUAGACCAAAAAGCUCUAUUUUUGUCUCAUCAGACCACAUGACCUUCUCCCAUUCAUCCUCUGGAUCAUCCAGAUGGUCAUUGGCAAACUUCAGACGGGCCUGGACAUGCGCUGGCUUGAGCAGGGGGACCUUGCGUGUGCUGCAGGAUUUUAAUCCAUGACGGCGUAGUGUGUUACUAAUGGUUUUCUUUGAGACUGUGGUCCCAGCUCUCUUCAGGUCAUUGACCAGGUCCUGCCGUGUAGUUCUGGGCUGAUCCCUCACCUUCCUCAUGAUCAUUGAUGCCCCACGUGGUGAGAUCUUGCAUGGAGCCCCAGACCGAGGGUGAUUGACCGUCAUCUUGAACUUCUUCAAUUUUCUAAUAAUUGCGCCAACAGUUGUUGCCUUCUCACCAAGCUGCUUGCCUAUUGUCCUGUAGCCCAUCCCAGCCUUGUGCAAGUCUACAAUUUUAUCCCUGAUGUCCUUACACAGCUCUCUGGUCUUGGCCAUUGUGGAGAGGUUGGAGUCUGUUUGAUUGAGUGUGUGGACAGGUGUCUUUUAUACAGGUAACGAGUUCAAACAGGUGCAGUUAAUACAGGUAAUGAGUGGAGAACAGGAGGGCUUCUUAAAGAAAAACUAACAGGUCUGUGAGAGCCGGAAUUGUAACUGGUUGGUAGGUGAUCAAAUACUUAUGUCAUGCAAUAAAAUGCAAAUUAAUUACUUAAAAAUCAUACAAUGUGAUUUUCUGGAUUUUUGGGAAAACCUGCAAAAUCGGCAGUGUAUCAAAUACUUGUUCUCCCCACUGUACUAGGCAAGGCCUAGUCACCCUCAAACCCCUGUCAUUAAAUAUCCCUGGGAGAAAUGAGGGCGUGGGUGUCUGAGUGUGCAGACUCAGACCCUUAUUAUGAGGCCAUCUGCUAUGUUAUAGGGGCCUGUUUUGGAAAUAGGAGGUCAGUCUGUUGGUGUGUUGUUCACACAGCUGUGAGUGAUUGUGGGGUGAGUUGUUCUCCUGGCUCUGGUGUGCUUCGGAAUCCUGGCAAUGCUGCAGUAGUGCCCAAACCGGAUUCCUGGGUUGUUAUUAAGCCAGGAGAACAGACUCGGUCAACAGCCUGCCGGUAAACACACACUCACUUCCUCACAUGAGAGUAGUAGUAUUAUUAUUAUUAUUAUUAUUAUUAUUAUUAUUAUUUUAAUUUUUUUGGGGGGGCGGCAGGUAGCUUAGUGGUUAAGAGCGUUGUGCCAGUAACCGAAAGGUCGCUGGUUCUAAUCCCUGAGCCUACUAGAUGAAAAAUCUGUCGAUGUGCCCUUGAGCAAGGCACUUAACCCUAAUUGCUCCUGUAAGUCGCUCUGGAUACUAGCUGUGCCACUAGAGAUCCUGGUUCGAAACAAGGCUCUGUCGUAGCCGGCCGCGACCGGGAUACCCAUGGGGCGGCGCACAAUUGGCCCAGCGUCGUCCAGGGUAGGGGAGGGAAUGGCCAGCAGGGAUGUAGCUCAGUUGGUAGAGCAUGGCGUUUGCAACGCCAGGGUUGUGGGUUCGAUUCCCACGGGGGGCCAGUAUGAAAAAGAUUAUGUAGGCACUCACUAACUGUAAGUCGCUCUGGAUAAGAGCGUCUGCUAAAUGACUAAAAUGUAAAUGUAAAUGGCUAAGAGCGUCUAAAAACAAUAAUACUUUUAAUUGAUUAUCUAAUGGGUUAUUCCACUAAUUUGGUGCCUUUUCAAAUCAAAUCAAAUUUUAUUUGUCACAUACACGUGUUUAGCAGAUACUAUUGCGGGUGUAGCGAAAUGCUUGUACUUUGGAAGCAGUGGGUGGUGUGCGCGCCUCCUAAGUCGAACCAGCAGGCCGCUCCGAGUGCCUCUCCUCCACCGGCGAUGUUUUGGGUCAGCCGCUGGAUUCAGUUCAAUUGCCCUGGGAAGAGCAAACAAAGGAUCUGCUUCGGUAAAGUCGUAUUCCUGGUCGUAAUGCUGGUGAGUUACCACCGCUCUGAUAUCCAAUAGUUUUUCCCAGCUGUAUGUAAUGAUACAAAACACUUUCUGAGCUAAUAAGGUAAAAAAGAAUACAUAAAAAAAACAAAAUACCGCAAAGUUUCCUGAGAGCUAGUCGCGAGGCCGCCAUCUUCGUCGGCACGUGUAAAGAAAAAAAAUAAACGGUAAUUAAGAGCUUCAACUUCAUGAACACAUUUUCCUUCUCAAGAGGUUAAAUAAAACAAUGACUAGGUGCCAAAUAAAGUAACAGGGUUGAAGAUUUCUUCUAAAAUCAGCCAUGAAUCCCCUUGUGACAGGGGGAAUGGAAGCGUGUUGUGUGCAACAGGGAGUGGCAAUUGAAUGCAAGCUUCACCAAAAAAUUGAAAUUGUUAAAUGUCUAGCCUGUCGAUCUAUGGGUAACAGGUUCAAAUCAAAUUUUUGUUGUCACAUGCGCAGAAUACAACCUUACUGUGAAACGCUUACUUACAAGCCCUUAACCAACAAUGCAGUUUUAAGAAAGAAUACCCUAAAAAAUAAGAAAUCAAAGUAACAAAUAAUUAAAGAGCAGCAGUAAAAUAACAAUAGCGAGGCUAUAUACAGGGGGUAUCGGCACAGAGUCAAUAUGCGGGGGCACCGGUCAGUCAAGGUAAUUGAGGAGGUGGGGUGGGGUGGUGUGGGGGCAAUGCAAAUAGUCUGGGUAGCCAUUUGAUUAGAUGUUCAGGAGUCUUAUGGCUUGGGGGUAGAAGCUGUUUAGAAGCCUCUUGGACCUAGACUUGGCGCUCCAGUACUGCUUGCCAUGCAGUAGCAGAGAGAACAGUCUAUGACUAGGGUUGCUGGAGUCUUUGACAAUUUUUAGGGCCUUCCUCUGACACCGCCUGGUAUAGAGGUCCUGGAUGGCAGGAAGCUUGGCCCCAGUGAUGUACUGGGCCGUACGCACUACCCUCUGUAGUGCCUUGCGGUCGGAGGCCAAGCAGUUGCCAUACCAGGCAGUGAUGCAACCAGUCAGGAUGCUCUCGUUGGUGCAGCUGUAGAACCUUUUGAGGAUCUGAGGACCCAUGCCAAAUCUUUUCAGUCUCCUGAGGGGGAAUAGGUUUUGUCGUGCCCUCUUCACGACUGUCUUGGAGUGCUUGGACCAUGUUAGUUUGUUGGUGAUAUGGACACCAAGGAACUUGAAGCUCUCAACCUGCUCCACUACAGCCCUGUUGAUGAGAAUGGGGGCGUGCUCAGUCUUCUUAUUUUUCCUGUAGUCCACAAUCAUCUCCUUUGUCUUGAUCACGUUGAGGGAGAGGAGGUUGUCCUGGCACCACACGGCCAGGUCUCUGACCUCCUCCCUAUAGGCUGCCUCGUCGUUGUCGGUGAUCAGGCCUACCACUGUUGUGUCAUCGGCAAACUUAAUGAGGGUGUUGGAGUCGUGCCUGGCCAUGCAGUCAUGAGUGAACAGGGAGUACAGGAGGGAGCUGAGCACGCACCCCUGAGGGGCCCCCGUGUUGAGGAUCAGCGUGGCGGAUGUGUUGUUAUCUACCCUUACCACCUAGGGGCGGCCCGUCAGGAAGUCCAGGAUCCAGUUGCAGAGGGAGGUGUUUAGUCCUUGGGUCCUUAGCUUGAUGAUGAGCUUUGAGGGCACUAUGGUGUUGAACGCUGAGCUAUAGUCAAUGAAUAUCAUUCUCACAUAGGUGUUCCUUUUGUCCAGGUGUGAAAGGGCAAUGUGGAGUGCAAUAGAGAUUGCAUCAUCUGUGGUUCUGUUGGGGCGGUAUGCAAAUUGGAGUGGGUCUAGGGUUUCUUGGAUAAUGGUGUUGAUGUGAGCCAUGACCAGCCUUUCAAAGCACUUCAUGGCUACAGACGUGAGUGCUACGGGUCGGUAGUCAUUUAGGCAGAUUACCUUAGUGUUUUUGGUCACAGGGACUAUGGUGGUCUGCUUGAAACAUGUUGGUAUUACAGACAGACAGGGAGAGGUUGAAAAUGUCAGUGAAGACACUUGCCAGUUGGUCAGCGCAUGCUCGGCGUACACGUCCUGGUAAUCCAUCUGGCCGUGCGGCCUUGUGAAUGUUGACCUGUUUAAAGGUCUUACUCACAUUGGCUACGGAGAGCAUGAUCACACAGUCGUCCGGAACAGCUGAUGCUCUCGUGCAUGUUUCAGUGUUACUUGCCUCGAAGCGAGCAUAGAAGUAAUUUAGCUCGUCUGGUAGGCUCGUGUCACUGGGCAGCUCGCGGCUGUGCUUCCCGUUGUAGUCUGUAAUAGUUUGCAAGCCCUGCCACAUCCGACGAGCGUCGGAGCCGGUGUAGUACGAUUCGAUCUUAGUCCUGUAUUGACGCUUUGCCUGUUUGAUGGUUCGUCAGAGGGCAUAGCAGGAUUUCUUACAAGCUUCCGGGUUAGAGUCCCGCUCCUUGAAAGCGGCAGCUCUACCCUUUAGCUCAGUGCGGAUGUUGCCUGUAAUCCAUGGCUUCUGGUUGGGGUAUAUACGUACAGUCAUUGUGGGGACGACAUCAUCGAUGCACUUAUUGAUGAAGCCAGUGACUGAUGUGGUGUACUCCUCAAUGCCAUCGGAAGAAUCCCGGAACAUAUUCCAGUCUGUGCUAGCAAAACAGUCCUGUAGCUUAGCAUCUGCUUCAUCUGACCACUUCUUUAUAGACCUAGUCACUGGUGCUUCCUGCUUUAGCAGGAAUCAGGAGGAUAUAAUUAUGGUCAGAUUUGCCAAAUGGAGGGCGAGGGAGAGCUUUGUACGCGUCUGUGUGUGGAGGAAAGAUGGUCUAGAGUUUUUUUCCAUCUGGUUGCACGUUUAACAUGCUGGUAGGAAUUAGGUAAAACGGAUUUAAGUUUCCCUGCAUUAAAGUCCCCGGCCACUAGGAGCGCCACCUCUGGAUGAGCGUUUUCCUGUUUGCUUAUGGCCGAAUACAGCUCAUUGAGUGCAGUCUUAGUGCCAGCAUCGGUUUGUGGUGGUAAAUAGACAGCUACGAUAAAUAUAGAUGAAAACUCUCUUGGUAGAUAGUGUAGUCUACAGCUUAUCAUGAGAUACUCUACCUCAGGCGAGCAAAACCUUGAGACUUCCUUAGAUAUUGUGCACCAGCUGUUGUUUACAAAUAUACAUAGACCGCCACCCCUUGUCUUACCAGAGGCUGCUGUUCUAUCCUGCCGAUACAGUGUAUAACCCGCCAGCUGUAUGUUAUUCAUGUCGUCGUUCAGCCACGAUUCGGUGAAACAUAAGAUAUUACAGUUUUUAAUGUCCGGUUGGUAGGAUAUACGUCCACUUUAUUAUCCAGCGAUUGUACGUUGGCCAAUAGUACCGAUGGCAAAGGCAGAUUAGCCACUCGUCGCCGGCUCCUUAUCAGGCACCCCAAUCUCCUUCUGCGAUAUCUCCAUCUCUUUCUCCUGCGAAUGACGGGGAUGAGGGCCCUGUCGGGUGUCUGGAGCAAGUCCCUCUCGUCCGACUCAUUAAAGUCAACGUGUUAUGUUUUACCCGCUCAGUUUUCCACCAGAAAGAGUAGAACCAUCUGACCUGGUUUUACUCUAUGAUUUGGCUAUUCAUCGUUUUUUUCAAAUGUUUCUCAAAAAAAGUAAAUUAUAAUAAGGAAUAGUUUCAACAUAUUGAAAUGAAAGUUCAGUUCAUGUAACAGGGUUGGCUUUAAAAUGAGGGACAGACGUAAAAUGAAUCACUAAUCACAUGAAAUAAAAUAAAAAUCUUCAGAAAUGACUUUGUCAAAGCAACAAAAUAACUAGGGCUUUACAGGAACCAGGUUUCCUUCCAACUUUUUUAUGUGAGUAAAAUACAUGUCAGAUAAGGCCUGAUGGAAACAGCAAAUUUGUUGGUAAACUUUCCAAAUGUUGACAAAACUAAAUACGCUAGACAAGGUGGGAUCUUUUUGUUUGUAAAAUGAAUUAUGCGAGAAAUGACGGUGACAACGCCUUUUAUUAGUAAAUAUUGAUAUAAUAAGCAUAUGUUGUGUGGUCCUCCCAUGCGGUUUUAUUAAGCUACAGAUGAAAUGUUAUGAACUUCACAGCGUGGUGAAAGUGCACAGUGAUUAGCUUGAUGCUGUUUUCCAUUAAAUAUUGAGGGUCUUCUUCUGGUGACAUGAUGAUCGAUGCUUGGCUGCCGUUUGACAAAUGAAUAUAAUCUCGCUCUUUUGUCCAUAAUAAUCUCAUCAUGCAGUCUAGGUAGCCAGCCUACCUGCAGUGUAUCUGCCAUUGGUUAGAGCGCACGUGCAAAGACCUGAGUGGGCACAUUCGCUAUACCUACAAUGCAAAAUGUGUAUGUGACAAAACGUGAUGAAAACCCAUUUAACUUGUAUUUUUUAUUCGGUACAUGGGAAUUGAACCGCAAAACUGAUAUUUAUGUGCACUAUGUCGUCAUGCGCAGCGUUUUAUCCGCAACAAGUCAAUUUGAUGGAAACUGGUGGGAAAAUGAGCAUAUUUUCAAUAUUGGUGCACAAUUUCUACUUCAAAUAUCAAAGGGACGCAAAAGGCACUCAUUUUGUGGAACGACCCAUAAUAUCACAUUUCAACACCUACGACAACCAGUACCAAUACAUCAUUGCUUAAUCUUGUCACUGAACCCAAUCUAUUUCAUACUAUUUAUAAUAUCGUAUGGGGAAAUAUUUUGUUGGCUCUUGGCAACAUUUGUUGAUCAUCUUGCUACUCAGGCUUUAAAAUCAGUGCCUUUUCAUUGCUACAUCUUGAACCGCCGAUGGAAUACUGCUACAUUAAUGCACAGAGAGGAAAAACUGAGAAGCCGCUGGUCUUAGUCCUAUGAACACGCACACCAGAGAGACGUGUUGACAACAUGAACAAACACGCCACAAAUAUAUUCCCACUCCCAGGCAGGCCCACCUCUAGUCAUGUUAUGUUACGUCAUGUAGCAUAAUGAGAACUACAGCUGUCAGUAGCUGUAGUAUGAGCACUGGGCAUGCUAUGUUAUCUAAUGACGUGUGACUGACUAUGGUAACUAGUGAUUGGGGAGGGGGAAUCGCUACAUUUACAUAUCACAAUAUUAUUUUAGACGAUAUUAUAUCGAUGCGUUGACUCCAAGUAUAGUUUUCUUUUUUUGCUAGGUAGCGUUAGCUAGCACUAGUCAGCUGUACCUGCACCAAAACUCAGGUAUUUCUCAUCCUAUAGCUUGUUCUCGUUCUUCUUUUUUAAAUAGUGAGCCAACAUGUUUUCAGCACAUUUAUUUCCAUGACUGAUCAAAACUCAUUUUCUCAUGCUCUCUCUUGUCUCUGCAGCUGACAUAUAGUGAGCAAUAUGUUGGAACAUCAAAUCUUGGGCUUUCCCUGACUAAAAAAAAUCUUGGUAAACCGAAAGUCGUCUGUUCUUUCGACCAAUGAUUGGUCAAUUUUUAAACAUGUAUUUUUCCAUAUAGUCACACCCUAUGUGUUUUAAUAAAAUCAACUAUAUGCAUUGAGCUUGUCUAAUGCUUUAAGCUUACUGUUUGAUGAAAUAAGACACAAAUGACUCAAGAAGGAGCCAGAGAUCUAGAUAACCAGAAUAAAAAAACCUUAACCUUACCCAACCAUUCUCCUCCCUCUCCUGCUGGCUUUCACAGAUUCUGCCAUUACUCUCCUGAAGUUGCCGGUAAUAGGCUACACAAGGAGUCGGCAACCUUUCUCAUGUGGAACGCCAGUUUAUCUUACCAUUUCUACCGAUCUACGUGCCAGUUAUGGUUUUCAUAUGCACAUUUUCGUGGAACAGUUUCAUUUAUAAUAACGUCUUCAUAACUCAAAAUCAUUGUCAUGUCGUUAAUCAAAGUUCUAUCCAAAUCUAAAUAAAAAUGAUACAAACCUAAAAUGUAACUUCCGUUGCCAACUAUGUAAAAAUAGCCUACAUAAAGCCAACAAAUAAAAACAUUGCAGCCUGCAGGUAGAAAAUAUCCUGAUUUUGAAAUAAAUAUCCUAUAAAUCAUAUUGGCUACGCUUGGCCUGUCUGCAAUGAACUUGAAACAUCGCAUCAACUAUUAACUUGGGUCCGGCCUGAAGCUUGCAUUAGCGAACUUGCAACAUUGUAUAAAAUAUUCUGGGCCCUCAGAGUUUCCCGAGCUCGGGACAGACACAGCUGUAGGCUAUUUGCGCAAGGGAUAAGAAGCAGUGCUUGACUUGGGCAGGAGCUCACCGGAGCUGAGUACCGACACCUCACAUUUUCUGCUGCUUGAGCUCCUGUACCUCUUAUAGAAUAUUAGCUCAAAAGUAUUGUGGAGCUCCUGCAUCUAAAUAUAAACAGUACCAGCACCCAAAAUGAGUAGCGGAACCUAUUUCAGGCCAAGUCAAGCACUGAUAAGAAGUAAUCAGGUAGACCUUUUUUAUGAUGUUUCCACUGGAUCAGAGAAUGACAUUUUUCCCUUUCACACGGAGUGGUUAUCGAAAGGGAGAGAGCUGGAAAGAUUUUUCAAAUAUAUUGAGGAACUAUUGUCAUUCUCAAUUAUCUAAAAACAGACUUUGUUUCCUUGCUGUUUGAGAUGAAGAAAACAUUACUUUGAGAAGCUCCACAGGUCAUUAGUGGUGGUGCGUUAAGCCACUCAGAAGUCCACUCCGACAAUGAGAACGGUAAAAGGAAGAAUAAAAUAUUGAAGGAAUUAACAGAAAUUACCGUAACCAAACAAACAUUGUAGAUUCGAAAUUAUAGGAAUUAACGGUAAAUGUACUACUGGUGAUAUACUGUAUGUAAUGGGGAAUUGAUAGACACUAACAAUCAAACGCAAACAAUUCACACAAUGAAGUUAUGAAACAAUGAAUGUGCACAAAUUGGCGGGAGAGAAGUGCAUUCUGGGCGCUGUAUGGUCAAUCCGACGUCUGCGUUGGCCAUGCAGCAUUUAUGGUGAUACGGCCUCUGCAGAAGUCAGGGCAUUCAUACUUCUUGCGCUUCACGUGGGAGCAGUGCUGAGCUGUUGUGAAGGAAGUUUUCAAGGAAAUUAGUUCGUGUUUAUACAGGAUGUACCGCCCCCACCUACCGUCAACCAAUCAUGUCAAUGCGGAGCUAUACAGAGCCCUCCACAUUGUUACAACAUUUGGAAGGCACGUGGCGAUGCGGUACGGAGCUCGAUUUGGCCUCUGCAUGCCUCCGGAGGCGCCGCAAUUGCGUCAAUCCCUCCAUAUGGACCCACUGGCAACAUUUUCGGAUCAAGCAUAAAUUGGCUUUUAGUCUAGGCCUCCGCAAUGGAUUAGUUCACUGAGAUGGGCGCAAAUAAAUAUAUAUACAGCUCUGGAAAAAAUUAAGAGACCACUGCAAAUCUUAUUUAACAAGGAAAAGCAAUAGGACCAGCUGGAUGGCAAAAACAGUGCUAAUAGUACUUCAAAAGUAAUAUUAAUCAGAAAAUAACUAUUGACCAUGCCAGAAGAGGAAAGUUUUGAGUGAGGAAAAGAAGGGUUCAAUUCUGGCUUUACUGGCAGAGCGAUACAGGGAGCGUCUGGUUGCUUCCAUCCUUAAAAUUUCAAAGACGGCGGUUCAUAAGAACAAGGUCAAGCAGCAGACAUUGGGGACAACAAAGCUACAGACCGGCAGAGGGCAAAAACGACUCUCUACUGACCGGGAUGACCGCCAACUCAUUCAAAUGUCACUCAACAACCGUAGGAUGACAUCAAGUGACCUACAAAAAGAAUGGCAAAUAGCAGCUGGGGUGAAGUGCACGGCCAGGACGGUUCGAAACAGGCUCCUAGGGGCAGGGCUGAAGCCGUGCAAAGCUAGAAAAAAGCCCUUCAUCAAUGAGAAGCAAAUAAAAGCCAGGCUGAGGUUUGCAAAAGACCAUAAGGAUUGGACCGUAGAGGACUGGAGUAAGGUCAUCUUCUCUGAUGAGUCCAAUUUUCAGCUUUGCCCAACACCUGGUCGUCUAAUGGUUAGACAGAGACCUGGAGAGGCCUACAAGCCACAGUGUCUCGCACCCACUGUGACAUUUGGUGGAGGAUCGGUGAUGAUCUGGGGGUGCUUCAGCAAGGGUGGAAUCGGGCAGAUUUUUCUUUGUGAAGGACGCAUGAAUUAAGCCACGUACAAGGUUGUCCUGGAAGAAAACUUGCUUCCUUUUGCUCUGACAUUGUUCCCCAACGCUGAGGAUUGGUUUUUCCAGCAGGACAAUGCGCCAUGCCACACAGCCAGGUCAAUCAAGGUGUGGAUGGAGGACCACCAGAUCAAGACCCUGUCAUGGCCAGCCCAAUCUCCAGACCUGAACCCCAUUGAAAACUUCUGGAAUGUGAUCAAGAGGAAGAUGGAUGGUCGAUGGUCACAAGCCAUCAAACAAAUUCGAGCUGCAAUAAUUUUUGCGCCAGGAGUGGCAUAAAGUCACCCAACAUCAAUGUGAAAGACUGGUGGAGAGCAUGCCAAGACGCAUGAUAGCUGUGAUUGAAAAUCAGGGUUAUUCCACCAAAUAUUGAUUUCUGAACUCUUCUUAAGUUAAAACAUUAGUGUUACUUAUUUUCUUUGCAUUAUUCGAGGUCUGACAACACUGCAUAUUUUUUGUUAUUUGGCCAGUUGUCAUUUUCUGCAAAUAAAUGCUCUAAAUGACAAUAUUUUUAUUUGGAAUUUGGGAGAAAUGUUGUCAGUAGUUUAUAGAAUAAAACAAAAAUGUUAAUUUCACCCAAACACAUACCUAUAAAUAGUAAAACCAGAGAAACUUAUAUUUUUGCAGUGGUCUCUUAAUUUUUUCCAGAGCUAUGUAUGUAUGAAAUGUAUGUAUGAAAUGUAUGUAUGUAUGUAUGUAUGUAUGUAUGUAUGUAUGUAUGUAUGUAUGUAUGUAUGUAUGUAUGUAUGUAUGUAUGUAUGUAUGUAUGUAUGUAUGUAUGUAUGUAUGUAUGUAUGUAUGUACGACUCGAAAUUGAGAUGAGGUGCAUCCUGUUUCCAUUGAUCAUCCUUGAGAUGUUUCUAGAAUUUCAUUGAAGGAGGUCGAAGGAAUUGUCCGUAGAGCUCCGAGACAGGAUUGUGUCUAGGCACAGAUCUGUGGAAGGGUACCAAAAAAGUUCAGCAGCAUUGAAGGUCCCCAAGAACACAGUGGCCUCCAUCAUUCUUAAAUGGAAGAAGUUUGGAACCACCAAGACUCUUCCUAGAGCUGGCCGCCUGGCCAAACUGAGCAAUCGGGGGAGAAGGGCCUUAGUCAGGGAGGUGACCAAGAACCCGAUGGUCACUCUGACAGAGCUCCAGAGUUCCUUUGUGGAGAUGGGAGAAGGACAACCAUCUCUUCAGCACUCCACCAAUCAGGCCUUUAUGGUAGAGUGGCCAGACGGAAGCCACUCUGUAGUAAAAGGCACAUGACAGCCCGCUUGGUGUUUGCCAAAAGGCACUUAAAGACUCUGACCAUGAGCAACAACAUUCUCUGGUCUGAUGAAACCAAGAUUGAACUCAUUGGCCUGAAUGCCAAGCGUCACGUUUUGAGGAAACCUGGCACCAUCCCUGGAUUUGUUUUUUUUAAUCAAUUUUAGAAUAAGGCUGUAACGUAACAAAAUGUGGAAAAAGUCAAGGGGUCUGAAUACUUUCCGAAUGCACUGUAUUAGCCUUGGAGACAGCUGCACUAAGUCACAUGGUGAACGAAUAGGCUCUACAAUGAGUCUGUUUGAUUUUGAUGACCUGCCAAUCAACCCAAUGCUUCUGGUGCUUGUUUGUGUGCGCGUGCGUGUCUCUAUCUGUGAAAAAGUGUUCCUGUCUGUCUGCGACUGCGUUUUGUAACUGUUUUAAUGUGUAAAACGUGUGCUUAUUUAUGUAGUGUAUAGAGAAGGAAACGGUCUGUGGUUAGGUCUUCUCUGCUGAUACAGGGCUAACCAGAGUAAGCUGCUACAGAGGAAGUGAGACUGAAUGACCUCAAGACUUUUACUGCCAGGAGUAGCCUAGUCAUGUCCUUUAAUGAACCAGCACAGACUAGAGGAAAGUACACGUUCUCCAUCAUGAGGUCCAUGCAACAUUUCAUUUCUAUAUGCUACUGUUCUGUCUGAAUUAGGACGGCUUUGUUGUGAUGGAAAAGUCAUGUCCCGUGCAGAAUGGAUGUAAAAGACUUGUAUUGAACGUAUUAUUCUCCUCCCUCUCCUUCUGCCUGGUCCUUUUGUAGAUGGUCAGUGAGAAGGUGGGAGGUGCAGAAGGAACCAAGCUGGAUGAAGACUUCAAAGAUCUGGAGAAGGUAAGUGCUCUCUCCCAAACUAACAAAAAUACAUUCCUAUUAACCUAUGAUUGGAUUCCUAUUGAUCUGUUUUGUCAGAGUAGAUUGUACAUUCACUGUCUCUCCCUCUUCCCCUCCCCACAGAGGGCAGAUGUGACCAGUAAAGCGGUUGUGGAUGUCAUCUCUAAAACGUCUGAGUACCUGCAGCCCAACCCAGCUUCCAGAGCCAAGCUGACCAUGCUGAACACGGUGUCUAAGAUGCGGGGCCAGGUGAAGAGCCCUGGCUAUCCCCAGGCUGAGGGGCUGCUGGGAGAGAGCAUGGCCAAGUUCGGACGAGAGAUGGGAGAGGACACCAACUUUGGUAAGAAAGAGAUUGAUUUCAUAAACUACCAUAAAAGUUUGUGUCCUAGCCUUUGGCUCUCAAAAUACUGAAUUCCAGGUGCGUUUGUGUGUGAAGUAGGGACCACGUACUCAACAGAAGAACCUUGUCCUUUGUUGUGGCCGGUGAGGGGAUACCCACUCUCAUGUAACUGUUUGUCCUGUAGGUGGCGCCCUGGUGGACGUGGGCGAGUCCAUGAAGAGGCUGGCUGAGGUCAAAGACUCCCUGGACAUCGAUGUCAAACAGAACUUUAUCGAUCCAUUGCAGGCCGUCGUCGACAAGGACAUCAAAGACAUCCAGGUAGAGACCUAGAAUGAGAUGAAUGAGGGAUUCUCAACUCUCCCCCAACGUUACACAUUUUUGUUCUAACCCUGCACAAUAAACUAAUGGAGGGCUCUCUCCUCCCUCCUCAGCACCAUCUGAAGAAGCUGGAGGGCAGGCGUCUGGACUACGACUAUAAGAAGAAACGCCAGGGGAGGAUCCCAGACGAGGAGCUGAGGUCAGCCCUGGAGAAGUUCCACGAGUCCAAAGAGAUGGCCGAGAGCUCCAUGCACAACCUGCUGGAAACUGACGUGAGCCAUACCUCAGGGGUCAAGGGUUAGAGUUGAGGGGUCCAGGGAGUCAUGCCAGAGACGGACAGCCACAAUCAAUCAAUCUCAUUUUAUUUGUGUAGUGCUUCGUACAAAUGAAUUGGUCGCAAAGUGCUUACUUUAACAGCAACAUAUGUGCCUAAACUGGUCAAAAGCAACUAGAAACAACAGUAGCAAGGAAAAUCUCUUUAGUUAGGAAGAAAGAGAGGCUAUUUUCUAUUGGUUGGCUGGGUAGAAGUUCAGAGCUAGUAUGACUGUCAUGCCAUAUGAGGCGUCAUGCUCCCAAACCAUAAAGCCCAGUAGGGGCUUCAACAUCUGUUAUCGUUGGCAUUAACACGAGCAUUGGCAUUAGCAUUAGCACUGGCGGUAGCAUUGGCAUCAACGUUGGCAUUAGCAUUGAUGAGUAUUUCAGGACCAGAAUGCAGUAAGCUUGCCACGACUCCAUAGCUAGCGAGUGGAACAGUUAUGUAAUGUCACAGUAAUGUGUAUUAGGUGACAAUUCUAGUUUUCCACUAUGACACUGCAACCUAAGAACGUGUCAAACUCGUUUGAGAUGGCCUGUCUCUGGUAAUGACCUUUUUAUUUCAUCAGGUGAGGGGACUGAGUACAACACGUGUUAGUGGCGUGUUAGUCAGAAACAAAGCAGUUUCGAGAGUCCGAAAAUUGACCUCAGGGUGGUGAGGGUGUGGGGAGAACAGAAGUGUAAAUUUACCAUAGUAAUGGCAUUUCUAGUCCAGUCCCCCUGGUAAUGGCAUUUCUAGUCCAGUCCCCCUGGUAAUGGCAUUUCUAGUCCGGUCCCCCUGGUAAUGGCAUUUCUAGUCCAGUCCCCCUGGUAAUGGCAUUUCUAGUCCGGUCCCCCUGGUAAUGGCAUUUCUAGUCCAGUCCCCCUGGUAAUGGCAUUUCUAGUCCGGUCCCCCUGGUAAUGGCAUUUCUAGUCCGGUCCCCUGUAUUGAUCAAUCUGACUGGUCUCUGUGCUUGUCUCUAGGUAGAGCAGGUGAGUCAGAUGGCUUCUCUGGUAGAUUCCCAACUGCAGUAUCACAAACAGGCUGUGCAGAUUCUGGAGGAGCUGACUGACAAACUCAGAGACAGGUGGGUCAGCUGUGUGUGUGUGUGUGUAGACUUCUACAAUUCAGUUGAAGCUGUCUGUGUUGGUUGUCAUUGUGUGUGUGUCCGUGUGUAUUUACAUGUGUGACUGAUUCAUCCCCACUGCUGUGUGUGUAUCAGGGUGAACGAGGCCCAGUCUCGCCCCAGGCGUGAGUACACUCCUAAACCCAAAGCCUCCUUUGAUUACGAAGAGCAGGAGCACUCAAAUGGAGAAUACUUCCCCCCUUCAUACUCCUCAGGUAAGACUGGCCCUUAGCUGUGUGUGUGUGUCUCUGUCACUCUCUGUGUCUCUGUGUGUGUCUCUCUCUGUGUGUCUCUCUCUCUGUGUGUGUCUCUCUCUCUCUGUGUGUCUCUCUGUCUCUGUGUGUGUCUGUGUGUCUCUCUCUGUGUCUCUGAAUGUCUCUCUCUCUGUGUCUCUGUAUGUCUCUCUGUGUGUAUCUCUCUAUUGUAGUAUUGUCUCACCAGCCCAGAACUGAUCUUUCUCUAUGUAUAAAUCCCCCCUUGUAGAUGUCUCGUCCUUCCACAGAACACCGUCCAUGAAGAACAGUCGACACUGUGAGUGUGUGUGAUUCUGUGAUUGAGGGUGAAAGAGUGGCAAUUAAAACAUGGUACUUAAUCUCACUUCAGUCCAGGAGAGUGUUUUACUAACAUGGAAUGGUGUGUGUGGGAUGCUUUAACCCUUACCACAGCCGACUCACUUCAGUUCACUUCAUUGUUGCAGCAAUUCAGCCUUUUUAUUUUGUAUUUAGUAUUUUUUUACCCCUUUUUCUCCUCAGUUAGUAGUUAGUCUUGUCCCAUUGCUACAACUCCCGUACGGACUCGGGAGAGGCGAGGUCGAGAGCCAUGCGUCCUCCGAAACACGACCCUGCCAAGCCGCACUGCUUGUUGACACACUACCCGCUUAACCCGGAAGCCAGCCGCACCAAUGUGUUGGAGGAAACACUGUACAACUGGCGACCGAAGUCGGCGUACCUGCGCCCGGCCCUCCACAGGAGUCGCUAGAGCGUGAUGGGACAAGGACAUCCCGGCCGGCAAAACCCUCCCCUAACCCGGACGACGCUGGGCCAAUUGUGCACCGCCUCAUGGGUCUCCCGGUCGCAGCCGGCUGCGACACAGCCUGGGAUCGAACCCGGGUCUGUAGUGACGCCUCUAGCACUGCGAUGCAGUGCCUUAGACCGCUGCGCCACUCGGGAGGCAAUUCUGACAUUUUGCAUGGCAAUAUGCAAUGAUUUUUAUAUUUUUUAUUUUUUUUAAAUGCGCUGACGAGGGAAAACGUUUGUUGACGUGUGGCUUGAUUGAGCCAUAUUAUGCGGUAAAUAUGCGGUAAUUGGUUGAAUUUGCGAGCCCUCUUUUUGUACUGCGGUGAUGGGUCAGUUUUAUGUGAUAAUAUUGCUAUGAUUUGACUGUUUAAUGUAGAACUAGUGCAGUGAUUGGUCAAAUUUGCAAGCCCUCGCAUAAUAUGCAGGGAAUUGUUGAUUUUGCAAAAUAAUUUGCGAUCACAGAAUCGCGGAAUCCUGGAGGGACUAAACUAACCCCGCGCACUGGAUCUGGUAACAGGUAACGUCUCCCUUCAACCCUGUGAGCCCAGCGGUUUGGACGUUUCUGAAGUGUUCUGGUUCCUCUCCUGCCUCUCCCUCAUCUAAACUCUAGAAGUGGUUCUGGUUUGAAAAGCAAAGCUGCUGACCCCGUUUCAGAACGUCAAAUUAAAGUUUCCUUUCUCUCUUCAACACAUUCCUCCCCCUUCCUUCUCCCCAGCCUCUGAGCCGUGCGCUAAGGCCCUGUAUGACUUUGAGCCGGAGAACGAGGGCGAGCUGGGCUUCUGCGAAGGCGACGUCAUCAUGCUGACCAACCGCAUCGACGAGAACUGGUUGGAGGGCACGAUCCGCGGCCAAUCAGGAUUCUUCCCCAACAACUACGUGGAAGUGGUGGUGCCCCUGUAA